GGCGGCGCCCAGACAGGCCUGGAGCACGUAGGUGGCGGGGCUGGAGGGACGGAUUUCAGGUGAUCUGGGAGGAGGACCCAGGGUAGCGUGUCCAGUUUCUUUGCUGGAACCUGCCUGCGGGCCUGUGGUCUGUAAGGGAGCAACUGUGGCCUCCUCUGUGCAUAGAUCUCGGGCACGGCCCUUCAACGGGCGGCGAAAGCUGCGACUCGGUGAUUCCUCAUUGUAGAGUUGGGUGGUCCAGGAGGCUUAACUGGAGCCCUUGAUCUGAGCGGGAUGAAUAAGAGGGAAUCCCCACACGGAGACACUGCUGGAGAGAGUCGUAUUGGGGAGGCAGCUGGAGCAGCAAGAUGCUGUCGAGACCGAAGCCAGGGGAGUCCGAGGUGGACCUGCUGCGCUUCCAGAGUCAGUUUCUCGCAGCUGGUGCAGCCCCAGCAGUGCAGUUGGUGAAGAAAGGAAAUAGGGGCGGUGGUGAUGCCAACUCAGACCGGCCUCCGCUCCAGGACCAUCGGGAUGUGGUGAUGUUGGACAAUCUCCCAGAUUUGCCCCCAGCUUUGGUCCCUUCUCCUCCGAAGAGAGCCAGGCCCAGCCCUGGCCACUGCCUGCCUGAGGAUGAGGACCCAGAGGAGAGGCUAAGGAGGCAUGAUCAGCACAUUACUGCUGUCUUGACUAAGAUUAUUGAACGAGAUACAAGUUCAGUGGCCGUGAAUCUGCCUGUGCCCAGUGGCGUUGCUUUCCCCGCUGUGUUCCUUCGCUCGCGGGACACACAGGGGAAAUCAGCAACAUCUGGUAAGAGAAGCAUCUUUGCCCAGGAAAUUGCGGCAAGGAGGAUAGCUGAAGCCAAGGGCCCAUCAGUUGGGGAAGUUGUGCCCAACCUGGGCCCACCAGAGGGUGCCGUGACCUGUGAGACACCCACUCCUAGGGACCAGGGCUGCCAGCUUCCUGGGAGCAGCCACAGCUUUCAGGGACCCAAUCUGGUCACAGGGAAGGGGCUCAGGGAUCAAGAAGCUGAGCAGGAAGCCCAGACUAUCCAUGAAGAGAACAUAGCAAGACUGCAGGCCAUGGCUCCUGAGGAGAUCCUGCAGGAACAGCAGCGGUUGCUGGCCCAGCUUGACCCCAGCUUGGUUGCUUUCUUGAGAUCUCACAGCCGCACGCAAGAGCAAACAGGAGAGACGGCCUCUGAGGAGCAGAGGCCAGGAGGACCCUCUGCUAAUGUCACCAAGGAGGAACCCCUCAUGUCAGCUUUUGCCAGUGAGCCCAGGAAGGGAGACAAGCUGGAUUCAGAAGCCCCAGCUCUGGCACUGCCCGUGACCCCUCAGAAAGAAUGGCUGCACAUGGACACUGUCGAGCUGGAGAAGCUCCACUGGACCCAGGACUUGCCCCCUGUCCAGCGGCGGCAGACACAAGAGAGGAUGCAGGCUCGAUUCAGUCUUCAGGGAGAACUACUGGCCCCUGACGUGGACCUGCCCACCCACCUGGGUCUGCACCACCAUGGAGAGGAGGCAGAAAGAGCGGGGUACUCCCUACAGGAGCUGUUCCACCUGACCCGCAGCCAGGUUUCCCAGCAGAGAGCACUGGCACUGCAUGUGUUGGCCCAGGUCAUCAGCAGGGCCCAGGCUGGUGAGUUUGGGGACCGGCUAGCAGGCAGUGUCUUAAGCCUCCUUUUGGAUGCUGGUUUCCUCUUCCUACUGCGUUUCUCCUUGGAUGACAGAGUGGAUGGGGUCAUUGCAACCGCCAUCCGUGCUCUUCGGGCUCUGCUGGUGGCUCCUGGAGAUGAGGAGCUCCUCGACAGCACCUUCUCUUGGUACCAUGGAGCUUUGACGUUCCCUCUGAUGCCCAGCCAGGAGGACAAGGAGGAUGAGGACGAGGAUGAAGAAUGCACAGCAGGAAAAGCAAAAAGGAAAAGCCCUGAAGAAGAAAGCCGGCCUCCACCUGACCUGGCCCGACAUGAUGUCAUCAAGGGGCUCCUGGCUACCAGCCUGCUGCCUCGGCUGCGCUACGUGCUGGAGGUGACAUACCCAGGACCUGCUGUGGUCCUUGACAUCCUGGCCGUGCUCAUCCGCCUGGCCCGGCAUUCCCUGGAGUCAGCCACAAGGGUCCUGGAGUGCCCUCGGCUGAUAGAGACCAUAGUUCGAGAGUUCUUGCCCACCAGUUGGUCUCCUGUGGGGGCAGGGCCUACCCCUAGUCUAUACAAAGUACCCUGUGCUACUGCCAUGAAACUACUUCGUGUCCUGGCCUCAGCUGGGAGGAAUAUUGCUGCCCGGCUGUUGAGCAGCUUUGAUCUCCGGAGCCGCCUGUGCCGCUUCAUAGCUGAGGCUCCCCAAGAACUGGCCUUGCCCCCAGAGGAAGCUGAGACGCUGAGCACCGAGGCCCUCCGUCUGUGGGCUGUGGCUGCCUCCUAUGGCCAGGGCGGUCACCUUUACAGGGAGCUCUACCCAGUGCUGAUUCGGGCCUUGCAGGUGGUGCCGCGGAACCUCAGCACCCACCCACCUCAGCCCCUGUCCAUGCAGCGGAUAGCCUCACUGCUCACUCUCCUCACCCAGCUAACCCUGGCAGCUGGCAGCACCCCUGCUGAAACCAUCAGUGAUUCUGCUGAGGCCAGCCUCUCGGCCACCCCUUCCUUAGUCACUUGGACACAGGUGUCUGGGCUCCAGCCUCUUGUUGAGCCGUGUCUAAGGCAGACCUUGAAGUUGCUGUCCAGACCUGAGAUGUGGAGAGCCGUGGGCCCAGUGCCCAUUGCCUGCCUGUUGUUCCUGGGAGCCUACUACCAGGCCUGGAGCCAGCAACCAAGCUUAUGCCCGGAGGAUUGGCUCCAGGACAUGGAGCGCCUGUCAGAGGAGCUGUUGCUGCCACUGCUGAGUCAGCCCACCCUGGGCAGCCUGUGGGAUUCCCUUAGGCACUGCUCCCUUCUCUGCAACCCGUUGUCCUGUGUGCCAGCCCCUGAAGCUCCCCCCAGCCUCGUGUCACUGGGCUGCUCUGGAGGCUGCCCCCGUCUCAGUCUGGCUGGCUCAGCCUCACCCUUCCCAUUCCUCACUGCCCUCCUCUCUCUGCUUAAUACCCUGGCCCAGAUCCACAAGGGGCUGUGUGGCCAGCUGGCUGCCAUAUUGGCUGCCCCGGGACUCCAGAAUUACUUCCUCCAGUGUGUGGCUCCUGGGGCUGCCCCACACCUCACACCUUUCUCUGCAUGGGCCCUGCGCCAUGAGUACCACCUGCAGUACCUGGCACUCGCUCUGGCCCAGAAAGCGGCAGCGCUGCAGCCACUGCCAGCCACCCAUGCUGCCCUCUAUCAUGGUAUGGCCUUGGCCCUGCUGAGCCGGCUGCUGCCCGGAAGUGAGUACCUCACCCAUGAGCUGCUGCUGAGCUGUGUAUUCCGGCUGGAGUUCCUCCCGGAAAGAACAUCAGGGGGUCCAGAGGCAGCUGACUUCUCUGACCAGCUGUCGUUAGGAAGCAGCAGGGUCCCUCGGUGUGGGCAAGGGACUCUGCUGGCUCAGGCCUGCCAGGACCUCCCCAGCAUCCGCAGCUGCUACCUGACUCAUUGCUCGCCAGCCCGAGCCAGUCUGCUGGCCUCCCAGGCUCUGCACCGAGGGGAGCUACAGCGAGUCCCAACCCUGCUACUGCCCAUGCCUACGGAGCCUCUGCUGCCCACCGACUGGUCCUUCCUGCCACUGAUUCGCCUCUACCACCGGGCUUCAGACACCCCCUCGGGACUCUCUCCCACAGACACCAUGGGCACAGCCAUGCGGGUCCUGCAGUGGGUGCUAGUUCUGGAGAGCUGGCGCCCCCAGGCUCUCUGGGCUGUGCCCCCUGCUGCCCGCCUGGCACGGCUCAUGUGUGUGUUUCUGGUGGACAGUGAGCUGUUCCGGGAGUCCCCAGUACAGCAUCUGGUGGCAGCCCUCCUCGCCCAGCUCUGUCAGCCUCAAGUCUUGCCAAACCUCAACCUGGACUGCCCACUCCCUGGCCUGACGUCUUUCCCUGACCUCUAUGCCAACUUUCUGGAUCAUUUUGAGGCUGUCUCUUUUGGGGACCACCUCUUUGGGGCCCUGGUCCUCCUGCCCCUGCAGCGUCGGUUCAGUGUCACCUUGCGCCUUGCCCUCUUUGGGGAACACGUGGGAACCUUGCGAGCUCUGAGCCUGCCUCUGACCCAGUUGCCUGUGUCCCUGGAGUGUUACACAGUGCCUCCUGAAGACAACCUGGCCCUCCUUCAGCUCUACUUCCGGACCCUGGUUACUGGUGUGCUCCGUCCACGUUGGUGCCCCGUGCUCUAUGCUGUGGCUGUGGCUCAUGUCAAUAGCUUCAUCUUCUCUCAGGACCCACAGAGCUCAGAUGAGGUAAAAGCUGCCCGCAGGAGUAUGCUGCAGAAAACAUGGCUGCUGGCAGAUGAGGGUCUCCGGCAGCACCUCCUGCACUAUAAGCUUCCCAAUGUCACGCUCCCAGAGGGCUUUGAGCUCUAUUCUCAGUUGCCCCCUCUGCGUCAUCACUACCUCCAGAGACUGACUUCAACAGUUCUCCAAAAUGGGGGAUCAGAGACCUAGGAUAGUUGAUAUAGAUGGAAAGAUGGGUACAUUGUCCUGUAUCCAGCCUUUCAACAGAUGCCUGGCCAGACGAAGGACAUUGUGUCCUAAUGGUAGGCAGAAGACCAAGAAGCAGAAGGCUUGCCUUCCUGGGAGCAGGUUGUUUGAGCUGUUUUAGAGCAGAGUGAGCCCUACCAUUACAUCCUGAUAUCUGGGGCUUCUGAAGGUCUGUGCUGGGAGUGAAGAGUGGCUUAGCUAUUUACCCCCUCUUUGGGGACAGGGCAAACUAAAUGCAUCCCUUCUUACCUAACUCCUGCCCAACCCCUGCCCCGGGCUGAGGUAUAUGAAUGCUAUAGCUGUGCAUUAAAAUAAAUGCUUUUUAUCUCCUGGA
Pongo pygmaeus (Bornean orangutan) is the source of this 4899-nucleotide messenger RNA. RefSeq names its product RNA polymerase II associated protein 1 (gene RPAP1). The transcript is spliced from 25 exons. Bases 348 to 4529 code for a protein of 1393 amino acids. The record is from RefSeq and is a predicted model, not a curated record. Gene Ontology annotation, biological process: transcription by RNA polymerase II. NCBI's taxonomy places the organism in Eukaryota, Metazoa, Chordata, Mammalia, Primates, Hominidae.